AGAAUUCUGAGGAUGCUGAGGCGACCGAAUUUUACGGUAAUUCGAGAAGGAACCUCACCCACCGAUUGCCCGCCUCGAAAGAAGAUUUGGAAGAUUCGUUUUCUUAAAAAAAAAAUCGAAAUCGGUGGAUUUGAAAAUUUUGAAACGGGCCCCAGAAACUUCGUUUCCAUUCCCCCCGACGAUCGUGCUCGCGACUGCAUUACCGGGUCCAGGUAAGGGUUUACCGUUGUCGGUAAGUCUCGGGUCGAACGUAUUUCACGGCUUACCAUUGCGUUCGAACGCUCGAGUGAGAAAAGUCUCGGAAUCGGCAGGGGCAGGUGCGAGGGAGCCGCACGCAGGUCUGGCCGCGAGCGGGUGCACGCGCCGCGGAAAAGAGCGGGCGAGGGAGGGGCGGCAGGGAAAGACAAAAGAGAGGGGACAAAACCUCGCGAGUGGAAGUGGCUCGCGAGAGAAAGAGGGCGAGAAAGGAUGGAAAGUUCGUCGUGCAGGUGGAUCGAGUGAGAUGGCAAGUCAGGUGAGCCGAGCGCGAUCGCGGCGGGUAGGACGUGGGGGGUUUCUGUUUCGAGUUCGUUCGGUUCGGUCAGUUCGUUCACUGUGUUGCUCUCUCUCGCGUUGCUACGUGCUCGUUACAAAAACGUUUGCUUCCGAUUUGAAAGGAGUUUCGAGGAGCUCGAUAACGCCGCUGCGAUUUAUCGGGAAAACAAAUUCUCCGAUUACGCCGACUUGCGCCGUCGAUUUGACGCCAGGAAGUCUCUCAGUUUAUCGAGGAAACGACCCAAAUCGGCGGUCCAGUGCUCCCCUCAGUGCCCUCCGAAUCUCGAUCGUCCCGUCGAUCGCUCACUCGAUCGGAUGACGCAUACUCCAAUUUUUCUAAUCACGACUCCGAACAGCCUCCCGGACAACUCGAGAAAAUCGCCAAAAGACCGGCGCGAAAAUGUCCUCAGAACGAUUUCACAAGGCUGCGCGAGAUGGAGCCUUGGAAAUUCUUAAGGAAGCAACACGAAAGGACUGUAACUCUCGGGACGAAGGUGGAAUGACCCCAACACUAUGGGCAGCCUUCGAAGGUCACUUGGAUGCGCUGAGACUGCUAGUCGCCAGGGGCGGAGAUCCGGACAAGCCGGAUUACUUCGGGAACACAGCGCUGCACCUGUCGGCGGCCCGCGGCUACGACUUUUGCGUAAAAUUCUUGGUGAAAUUCGGUUGCAACAUUUGGGCCCUGGACAUCGACAGGCAUUCGGCCCGCGAGUUGGCGGCGAUCAACGGUCGAGAAAUGAUUCUGCAGUUCUUGGACCUCGUUCAGGCCGAGCAGGAAGCGAGCAAUAGAAAAAAGUGCAAAAUGCUUCGCGAGAAGGCCGAGAAGGACGCCGAAAAGCGAUUGAAGGAAUACGUGAAGCGACAAAAAAGCGCGGACAUCCGCGCGGAAAAGGAACAAAAAAAAAUGCUGAAAGAUCGCACCAAAAUGGACAUCGAGCUGCUCAACGAACACAACGUUCUACCUCACAGAGCCAGCGUUUUGACGUUCAGGGGCAGAGUCAAACCGUCCCAGACGUUCAGCGACAUCGUCGGCACGAUUUCGACCGCGAAUACCGGGACGACGAAGAGAAAAGGCAGCGCGGUGUGCCGGAAAGCUCUGGCCAGAAAAGCCGUCGCCGACGAUUUCAAAGUUGUCGAGAUCGAACAGGACGGCAAACGAUCGGUCAGAAGUCUGACCGGACUGAGAAGAGACUCCGAAGUCAUGUACGUCGGCACCUACGAGACCCAGGCGCAGCAGCAGCAGGUUGGCAAGCGCGGCAGAAUAUCCGACGUCUGGGGCACCCUGAGCAAGGCUCAGAGCACGCCCGAUCUCCUCGGCGAUCGCGAUUACGACGACGACGAUUACGACGAGCUUCUCCAUCGCUCCGGCACCAUGAAAAACGUCGUUGAGGAAGCUGUUCUUCUUCAAGAACCCGCCAGCAUUUUUAACCGACCUGGCUUCGGCUCCGUUGCCUUCAGAAGAUCGGCAAGUUCCCUUUUUAUAACAGCUACGCUCGACAAUCUUCCGGUUACACAGAUGAACGUUCACCAACGUCCGGCAUACGGCAACGGCUCCAUCGACGAGUCGUUGACCGGCAAUCGGAAUGGCACGAACGGUCACAACAACGAGGAAAUCAGCAUAGGAAGCGCCGGGAGCCUCGCGCGCAGACAAAACAUGUGGGACGACGACAGGCUUUCUGGUGAAGAAGAAACCGACGAGACCGACGAAGAGUGGACUCCCCUGCAGAGAUUCCUCGUUGCCAACAAUUUGACUUCGAUACAGAGCGUCCUCGAGGCAGAGCAAAUCGACCUGGAAGCUCUGAUGUUGCUGACCGACGCGGACAUCGCAGCCCUCAAACUCCCCUUAGGUCCGAGACGGAAGCUCACAAACGCGAUCGCCGAUAGACGAGAAGACCUCGAGGCUCCGGAGAAGAUAAUCAAAGAUACGAGAUUGUGAGAAAUCUCGAUUCCCUUUGACUCUUCAUUCCUCAUCCUUCAUCCAGCAAUAUUUUCCCUGUGUUCGCUCCGAUUGCUCGAGCCUCGAUGAGCCGAAGAGCCCGACGAGUUUGUAAGCUUCGCGUCAAUAAAAAAGCAUUUGCUUUCCA
Molecule: messenger RNA, 2618 nt
Organism: Venturia canescens
Lineage: Eukaryota; Metazoa; Arthropoda; Insecta; Hymenoptera; Ichneumonidae
Gene: Sans
Product: SAM_USH1G_HARP domain-containing protein Sans
Exons: 7
Coding region: 935-2470 (511 amino acids)
Cellular component (GO): nucleus
Molecular function (GO): protein binding
Source: RefSeq, a predicted model, not a curated record